UGGACGUCACUUCCCAUUGUGUGCGUCUGCUGGGCUGCUGUAGUGACACUCAGACGGAGGACUUCCAUGCUAGGCGAGCGACUAACCGCAUUCAAUCCGUAGAGCGAGGCGGCCCGAUUUUCUUUUCCGAAGUUUUAAACUCAAUUCGGCCAUCCUCAGCGUACUCAGCCCCCACUUACGUGGACUUUAUUCUAUUAUUAAUGCUUGCUUCUGUGAAAGAGUGCCGCAGCUUCUGAGCGAGCACGCCGCCGCUGCGAGAGAAGAAAACAAGCUCGGUGAGCAGUGCGCUAAAGCUGUGUGAUCAUUGACAGAGUUCAUUACACACAGGCUCCCAACGCUAACUUGUCGGCGCGUCGUGCAGCGUAGCCCAGAGAUCCUUCCGAAAGCCACGGUUGCGGAUAUAUAUAUAUUUUUUUGUUUUUGUCUCCGAAGUCGAGGUGUUUAUUUCAGUUACGGUAACUGAUUGUCAAAACUACAACAAGCAGGAUGUGCUGAGUCUUAUAUCAUAUCAUCUUAAGCUACUGGAAGGCAUUUAACCAAUAAGACCAAUUUCCAUCAGCUUGCCUGCAGCCCCCUACCUACCCCAACAGUCUUCUGCCCCAGCAUGAAUGGAGUCACUGUUGUUAAAGAAGGAUGGCUCUUUAAGAGAGGUGAAUACAUCAAAACAUGGCGUCCUCGUUACUUCAUCCUGAAGAGCGAUGGGUCAUUUGUCGGAUACAAAGACAGGCCGGACAUGUACUCCGACUAUGGCCACCCACCGCUCAACAACUUCUCCGUCGCAGAAUGCCAGCUGAUGAAGACGGAGCGCCCCAAGCCCAACACAUUUGUCAUUCGAUGUCUGCAGUGGACCUCGGUUAUUGAGCGGACCUUCCAUGUUGAGACCAACAGUGAGAGGGAGGAGUGGAUGCAGGUGAUCCAGACGGUAGCAAAUAGCCUGAAGAGUCAGCAGCAGGAUGAGGAGCCCAUGGAGAUCAAAUUUGGCUCCCCCAGUGACAACAGCGGUGCAGAGGAGAUGGAGAUUGCUGUGUUCAAAUCCCGUUCAAAAGUGACCAUGAGCGACUUUGACUACCUGAAGCUCCUGGGCAAAGGAACGUUCGGAAAAGUGAUUCUGGUUAAAGAGAAGGCCACAGGGAUGUACUACGCCAUGAAAAUCCUCCGCAAAGAAGUCAUCAUUGCUAAAGAUGAGGUGGCGCACACAGUUACAGAGAGCAGAGUCCUCCAAAACACACGGCAUCCUUUUCUAACGACACUAAAAUAUGCAUUUCAAACGAAUGACCGGCUUUGCUUCGUGAUGGAGUAUGCAAAUGGAGGAGAACUCUUCUUUCACUUAUCCCGGGACAGAGUAUUCACAGAAGAUAGGGCACGAUUCUACGGUGCAGAGAUUGUAUCCGCACUGGAGUAUCUACACUCACGCAAUGUCGUUUACAGGGACUUGAAGCUGGAGAACCUGAUGUUGGACAAGGACGGCCACAUAAAGAUAACAGACUUUGGGCUUUGCAAGGAGGGAAUCACAGACGGUGCCACGAUGAAAACCUUCUGUGGAACCCCCGAGUACCUGGCUCCAGAGGUACUGGAGGACAAUGACUAUGGACGUGCAGUGGACUGGUGGGGACUGGGAGUGGUCAUGUAUGAGAUGAUGUGUGGUCGGUUGCCCUUCUACAACCAGGACCAUGAGCGCCUGUUUGAGCUCAUCCUCAUGGAGGAUAUCCGCUUCCCUAAGAGCCUGGCACCGGAGGGCAAGGCCCUGCUGGCAAGCCUGCUGAAAAAAGACCCCAAACAAAGGCUCGGAGGUGGACCAGAAGAUGCCAAAGAAGUAAUGACCCACAAGUUCUUUGAGUCUAUCGUCUGGCAGGACGUCAUUGAGAAAAAACUUAUCCCACCCUUCAAGCCCCAAGUAACAUCAGAGACAGACACCCGUUACUUCGAUGAUGAGUUCACAGCACAAUCUAUUACAAUAACUCCUCCAGAUAAGUAUGACAGCUUAGAUGUUGAGGAUUCAGAUCAGCGUACACACUUCCCUCAGUUCUCCUACUCAGCCAGCAUACGGGAAUGAUCACUAAGACUCAUGAACAAGCAGGCAGGCUGGCACACAAUCCCACAUGCACCCUUGCACUGCUGAGGAAUUAAAACGACACAAAACAAAAAAGUGGCACAAGGCACAUUUUUCAUUCUGUCUUUGACACACGCAUACUCACAGUUACAGGUAAAUCGUAAAAACAAAAACAAAAAAUAUAUAUAUAUAGUUUAUAAAGUAGGAAAUGAACACACAGACCAUGCCUGACUGGUUUGUUUGAAUAGACUGGCAGCUUUGUCUCUGCAUGUCCUCUCAGGGUUGGCAUCAGGCUUCCCCGCUGGACCUCUGCAACAUCAAAUCAAAGCCUUUACAUCUCAGAAACUAGGUGGGGAAAAAAGUAUUCGAUGCACUGCCGAUUCUGCAAGUUUUCCAACUUACAAAGAGCGGAGAGGUCUGUAGGUACACCUUAACUGUAAGAGGCAGAAUCUAAAAAAACCUUCAAGAAAAUUACAUUGUAUGAUAUUUGGAUAAAUAAAUUGUAUUGAAUAAAAAAAGUAUUUGAUCACCUAUCUGCAGGUAUUCUGGCUCUCGCAGACCUGUUAGUUGCUCUUUAAGGAGCCCUCCAAUCUUCCACUCGUUACCUGUUUUAAAUUGCACCUGUCCAAACUCUCAAUCAGAAUCCAACCUGUCCAUCGUGGACAAGACCAAAGAGCUGUCUAAAGACACCAGAGACACAAUUGUAGACCUGCACAAGGCAGGGAUGGGCUACAGAACAACAGGCAAGGUUGGUGAGAAAGCAACAACUGUAGGUGCAAUUAUUAGAAAAUGGAAGAAACUCAAGAUGGCUGUCGAUCUCCCUCAUACUGGGGCUCUAGUGAGAUCUCGCCUGGUUGACUAUCAAUGAUCAUGAAAAAGGUGAGGGAUCAGCCCAUAACUUCAUGGCAGGACCUAGUCAAUGACCUGAAGAGAGUCAGGACCACAAUCUGGCCAUCAUGGAUUAAAAUUGUACAGGGCGCACAAGGUCCCCCUCCUCAAGCCAGCACAUGUCCAGGCCCAGCUAAACCAUCUGGAUGAUCCAGAAAAGACAUGGGAGAAGACCAUGUGUUAUAAUGAAACCAAACUGGAAUGUUUUUGGUAUAAACUCCAUUCCCUGUGUUUGGAGUAAGAAGGAUUGUUACAAUCCCAUGAACACAAUCUCUACCAUGAAACAUGGGGGUGGAAAUUUAGGGCAACCACCUCCUUCCCUCAGUAAGAGCAUUGAAGAUGGGUCGUGGCUGGGACUUCCAGCAUUACAGUGACCCAAAGCACACAGCCAGGACAACUAAGGAGUGGCUCCUUGAGGAGCAUCUCAAGGUCCUGGAGUGGCCUAGCUACUCUCCAGACCUGAACCUAAUCGAAAAUCUUUGAAGGGAGCUGAAACACUUUGUUGCCCAGCAACAGCCCAGAAACCGAAAAGAUGAAGACAAGAUCUGUAUGAUACCUGCUGCAUUGUGUGCAAACCUGGUCAGGAACUGCUUUGUAACUGUAAACAAAGGUUUCUGUACCAAAUAUUAAGUUCUACUUUUCUGUUGUAUCAAAUACUUAUUUUAUGCCAUAAAAUGCAAAAGAAUUAUUGAUAUAUCAGACAAUGUGUUUUUCUGGAUUUUUCCGUUCACUUACGAUGAGAAUUCCAGACAUUUCCAUUCAUUGUAAAUGGGAAAACUUGCAAAAUCAGUGGUGUGUCAAAUACUUAUUUUCCCCACUGUACGCCAGCAAGUCCCACAUCUUUACCAGCUGUACCCAAGGAUCACAAACACACACCCACACACACACACAGCCCAUGCGUCAACUACACAUUCACAUAAACAAACUUGGUAGAAUUUUGAAAACUAUAAUCUGAAUUGGGAAGAAAUAAAAAAAUAUUUGGGGGAAAAGAACAAACUUUUUAAUUUCAUCAGUUACGGUUUUAAAUAUAAAGCCAUAUUUAAUUUUUUUUUUUUUUAUAAAAAAGAAAUUAACAAGUGCUCUUUCUGGAACUUGCUGUUACAAAUCAAGUGUAGGGUUUCCCUACUGUAGGGGGGAAAACAAGGACGUGAGGUAAGAUGAGGAGAGUCGCCAUUACGGUGUUUGCACUGCACAAGGGUGUAUUUGCGGACCGGCGAGAGGAUUCGAAUGUGUGUGUGCCUGCAUGCGUGCGUGCAGAGAGAGCGCAAGAGAACGAGUGAGCAACAGUUUUAAUCGUCGGCCAUCCAUUUGUGUCGUUUUUAUGCAUGUUUUUAAAGUAAAACUUUGCUGGAACAUGGUUGAGGGAGGACACUACGCAACACACUCGGUUGUCGGUUUUCAUUUUAAAGCCAUGUAGUUUAUGAUUGCUGGCUGUAAAAUUGACUUGGUCAAGAUAACAAAACAAAACAAUCUAUUGCAUGGCUUACCUUUGCUGUCAAAGCUGCAGGAAUUUUUUGCAAUGCAGCGCUCAUUCACGCAGAGUCCCGCUUUGUAAACUGAGAUUCCAGCUAGUCUUUGGUUUUGUAGAAAGAAGAUGCAGGUUAGUUUCUCCACUUGUACAUAUUACUAAAGGCUGAAAAAGACUGAAAUGUAGAUGAUACUCUGACCCCAGUUUUCCUGGAGCUGUCCAGAAAAUCUAAUGUUUAAAGCAUUUACUCUGUCCUCAGUUGUGUAAAUCUUCCUCCCUAGCUGAAAAGGUUAGGCAGCAAUGUUUUGUUCUAUAAAUAUCAGUGCGAGUUCUUUGGAAUAUUUUACAAAUUAGCUUUUAAUUGCACCCCUACAUUAAAGACAUCUGUUCACCUUUUUAGACAUGAGUCGACAUUUCAUGUUUAGAGCCCAAUUUGUUUUCUUAAGUGUCCAAGCUCUUUAAAUGUAUGUAGCUGUAAGUUUGAAAUAACCGGUUUACCGGUUGGUGUGAUCUGUUGGACCUGCCUUUAAUUCAUCUGCUGAAAGGUGGAACUACUCAAACCUCAGCUGUAUCAUUUGGUGUAAGUAGAAGACCUGCACACUUUUAGUCAUGAAGGCACAUGAUUGAGAGAAGCUGUGGGCAACAUUUUGAAAAGUGCUCAAACUGAUGCAAACUUUGAUUUUUGUGAUGCUGGAAGAGUUGUUGCUUUAUUAUUUUAAGUAUUGACAAAAGAACAUCAAAGCAUUUUUUUUCUGUUUCCUGUUUUUGUUUGUUGAGAUUUCUUCCCUUUUUGUCCAUCUGUUAAAUUUUGGAAGACAGAUUGUCUUGUUUUAAGUACAGUAUAUAUAAAAUAUGAAUAUAUUAAAGUUUUUUUUGAACUUC
Messenger RNA from Girardinichthys multiradiatus, 5288 nucleotides. RefSeq names its product v-akt murine thymoma viral oncogene homolog 2 (gene akt2). Gene Ontology annotation, molecular function: protein serine/threonine kinase activity; ATP binding. The coding region runs from base 605 to 2053 and encodes 482 amino acids. The transcript has 15 exons. Gene Ontology annotation, biological process: protein phosphorylation. The record is from RefSeq and is a predicted model, not a curated record. NCBI's taxonomy places the organism in Eukaryota, Metazoa, Chordata, Actinopteri, Cyprinodontiformes, Goodeidae.